CAAAGUAAUUGAUUUCUGAACGCAACGCAAUGGUGACGAAAAAUUUGUUGCUUCAUGUCACUCGGUCGGCUCUAUUUUAAUUAUUUUUCAAAACAACUCUAAUAUACUGGUGAUUCUUAUUCAUUUACACAAUCUAUUCUAAAUUAUGGAUUAUAUCGCUUCCGAAAAGGGAGACUCUACAGAAAAUUGUGAUCCCAACUCUUUAAUAUCGAAUGGCACAAAGACUGCGUUAGAAUGUAGACCAAGCACUGAGAAACCACACACGGAAGCUCCCGCCGAGAGCAGCGCAUGUACGUCGGAGUCCGUCGAGGAGGCCGAAGAAUGCGAGAUCCCUGAACAGAUCGAAUUUACCGUAGUCUUUAACAAAGUUAAACAUGACAUAACCUUUGCAUAUGAUGCGCCCGUGUUAGAUUUAAAAGCCCACUUGGAAAGAAUAUGUCAAGUGCCACAACACGCACAAAAGUUAAUAAUAAAAGGCAUGGCGCGCAACGAUCAGACACUAAGGCAAGCUGGAGUUGUCAAAGGAGGAAAGGUCAUGCUUGUUGGAUCUAAAAUGGAUGAUAUUUUAGCUGUAAAGAGUGUGCCAAAGGAAAUACUGGAAGAAAAAGCUAGUAGUGGCCAGUCAAGUAAGGAGCCUUUGUGUGCACAAAAAAUACACAGGAAAGUGUUGGACAAAGGAAUUCCUCCUGAUGCUAUGCCAGGAGUCAAGGGUGUUAAGGAGCCACUGCCACCGGUGCCUUUGAGCGGAAUGUUAAACAAACAUGGUGGCAAAGUGCGGUUGACCUUCAAGCCAGAGCAGGACCAGCUUUGGCUGGGGACAAAGGAGCGCACAGAGAAACUUGCCAUGACUUCCAUUAAAAGCAUCACAUCUGAACCUAUCAAAGAUCAUGAAGAAUAUCACAUUAUGGGUCUGCAACUAGGGCCCACUGAAGCUUCCAGGUAUUGGGUGUACUGGGUACCAGCGCAGUAUAUAGAGGCAAUAAAGGACGCUGUGCUUGGUGUGUGGCAGUUCUUCUAAUUACCCGUAAAUGUCAAACUCUCUGUCCAGUCGCUGUGUCUAUCUUCCCAUGCCACUUGGGCGGUUGCAAUAUUUUAAAAAUAUAUAUGUCCAACUCGGUACUGUGGUACCAUUUCUUUUGUGAUAUUACAAUGCCAAGUCAAUUAAAAUUGUCCAUUCAGUCUGGCAUUUAUCUGGUCAAAUGAAAUAUUAUUUAUUGCUAUUGUAAGUUUGCAUUUCAUGCAUUUGGGUUCAGUGAGCUGUACAGUGAUGCCAGUAGAUAAAUUCUUAUGAUGUGCCACUCAGUUAGCGUGCAGCGUGAGCUUAAUGUGCCUUCGAGUUUCAAACAUGAUCUCUUUACGUGAACUUUACAAUAAUCAGUCACUUUAGUGAAGGAUUGGACGGGAUAAUUGCAACCUUUCAACUGCUGUUGUUUUUUUUUUUUGUAUUGAUGUUUAGUGUUUGUAUCCAGUAAUUGUUAGUGGCUCAUGAUAUGAAAUUAUGCAGAUUACAAGCCAAUCCUUCACUGAAAAAAUUUUUGAAACUAGAAUUAGAAAUUACAAUGUUUUAAACUA
This is a messenger RNA of Cydia fagiglandana, 1572 nucleotides long. Its product is annotated as ubiquitin domain-containing protein UBFD1-like. The transcript is spliced from 6 exons. Gene Ontology annotation, molecular function: cadherin binding; RNA binding. Bases 146 to 1018 code for a protein of 290 amino acids. NCBI's taxonomy places the organism in Eukaryota, Metazoa, Arthropoda, Insecta, Lepidoptera, Tortricidae. The record is from RefSeq and is a predicted model, not a curated record.